Messenger RNA from Ostrea edulis (European flat oyster), 1964 nucleotides. RefSeq names its product lipoamide acyltransferase component of branched-chain alpha-keto acid dehydrogenase complex, mitochondrial-like. Bases 78 to 1532 code for a protein of 484 amino acids. The transcript has 11 exons. Gene Ontology annotation, cellular component: cytoplasm; mitochondrion. Lineage: Eukaryota; Metazoa; Mollusca; Bivalvia; Ostreida; Ostreidae. Gene Ontology annotation, molecular function: acetyltransferase activity; lipoic acid binding. The record is from RefSeq and is a predicted model, not a curated record.
AUCGGCUUUCGUAAGUCUCGAUCAACCAGACGCUCAACCGUAAAUCUCCGAGCGUCUGGUUGAACGAGACUACAUCAAUGGCAUCCUCUCUAGUUUCAAGGAGAUUGUACAGAAAAUGUAUUCAACAAGGUCGAUGCAUUGUUCAAGGGAGACAACUUAGAACUGUAGUAAACAGAAAGUGGGCUCGACCAAAACAUGAGCAAUCGACAUGGAAUGCCAGGCAGUUCCAUUCCAGUUUAGUGGUGUUUGGAAACAUUGAACAGUUCAACCUAUCGGACAUUGGGGAGGGCAUUAGAGAGGUCCACAUCAAGGAAUGGUUUGUGACUGUCGGGGAUCAUGUCAAUCAGUUCGAUAAUAUCUGCGAGGUCCAGAGUGACAAAGCUUCAGUGACAAUCACAAGUCGAUACGAUGGAUAUGUCCGGCGAAUCUACUAUGAAGUUGAUGAUAUUGCCCUAGUUGGACAGCCACUAGUAGACAUCGAAGUCAGCGAUGGAUCUUCAUCCAGUUCAAGUUCAAGUUCGGAGUCGGGUGAUACUGACACGUCUUCAUCAGAGGAUGAGUUCAUAGGUCACAAGUUGAAAGGUCAGAAUGUCUUGGCCACACCUGCUGUCAGGAGAAUAGCCAUGGAAAACAAGAUCGACCUUAAACAGGUACCCAGUUCUGGUAAAGAUGGCCGGGUUUUAAAAGAAGACAUCUUAAAUUACAUCAAAGGCCAGCAGACAACACAACCUCCAAAGCCAGUGGAGAAAAAGGCUCCAUCAACGUCACCCCCAGUCCAGAAGCCCUCUCCUGUACCCUCACCAGUCAAAAGGGAGACUGUCGCUUUAGGAACCGAUCGAACGGAGGUGAUCAGGGGAAUCCGAAAAGCCAUGGUGAAAACAAUGACCGAGGCUGCACACAUUCCGACAUUCGGCUACAACGACGAAGUCGAUAUGACCAAACUCGUAGAUCUCCGUAAUGACAUAAGAAGUGUCAUGGACAAGUCUGAGAUCCGCUUCUCGUACAUGCCUGUCAUCAUUAAGGCUGUAUCAUUAGCUUUGUCAGAAUUUCCUAUCCUAAACUCUAUUGUGGAUACAGACUGUGAAAAUAUUACAUAUAAGGCAGCACAUAAUAUUGGGAUUGCCAUGGAUACGCCGGAAGGUUUGGUAGUCCCCAGUGUAAAGAACGUCCAAUCCCUGAGUAUUUACGACAUCGCUAUAGAGCUCAAUCGCCUUCAAUCCCAGGGGGCAGCAGGAAAACUGACCAAUGCUGAGAUGACAGGAGGCACAUUCUCUUUGUCAAAUAUUGGAGUGAUAGGAGGAACGUAUGCUAGACCUGUGAUAUUACCACCGGAGGUGGCCAUUGGAGCCUUCGGAAAGCUUCAGACUUUACCUCGUUUUGAUGACCAGGGCAACAUCAUCAAAAAACAGCUCAUGUGUGUGAGUUGGUCCGCUGAUCACCGGAUCAUAGAGGGCGCAACAAUGGCCCGCUUCUCCAACUUGUGGAAGUCAUAUUUAGAAAACCCUAGUCUUAUGCUGGUCUACAUGCGAUGAUCCUCCGAGGAGAAGACAAAGGAACGAUCAAUUUCAUUCGUCAUUUGCUCAGCAUAAUAUGAAGCCAUAUCAGUUUAUAGGAUCAAUAUCCCAGAAUUCCAGGCUGUGAAAAUUUGUGUACAAACCAUUUUUCUAGGAAUCUUUCCAAUUUGAAGUGCUAAAGACAACAUCUAUGUUCUCAUGAAAGUAUGUUAUAGAGAAAUAUUUUAUCUUAACUGGGAAAGGCGCUCUCCUGGAAGCAUUGUGUUUCUCUCUCGGUAGUUUGUGCUGGUUUUCAAAUUAUGGGUCAGUAUUAAUGUACCAGAUACCAUGAUCCCUCUGUUACAAGUGAAUAUAUAUAUAUAUAUAUAAUCUGAGUUGAAUCUCAUCAAACAUUUACAAAAUCAGUCAUGUGUGAAUAAUUGAAAUGCCAAUAAAUUUGAUGCAUAUCAA